AUGGUUGGGAUGUGUCGUGUGAAGACACGCGCAAGACGUUUGGCAUCAGUCCUGAACUAUUCCAUAAAUGGAACCCUUCGAUUGGUCUGGACUGAGAGGCUCGAUACCGAGCCAAUACCGGGAUUGACCUCAACCAUCUCUACGACUAACACCACGACUACCUCGUCUACAGCCACCCCUUCUCCCACUGCUUGGACCGAAAUAGGGUGCUAUGUAGAGGAUCUGACGUUCCCGCUUCUCGACAGAAAUAUGAGCCCAGAUGGAGACGCAUCCUUGACCAUCCCUGAUUGCAAAGACACCUGCUAUCGCGAUGCCUACAGAUUCGCGGGUGUACAGGAAGGCAAUCAAUGCUGGUGUGGUACUUACGUCAUCGGGCAAUGGGCAAAAAAUCAGACCGACUGUAACGUUCCCUGCACUGGAGACAAGACGACAUAUUGCGGUGGAAAGGGAUUAUUGAAGAUAUUUCAAGAAGCAGGUUGA
Messenger RNA from Alternaria burnsii, 480 nucleotides. RefSeq lists its product as uncharacterized. The record is from RefSeq and is a predicted model, not a curated record. Bases 1 to 480 code for a protein of 159 amino acids. The transcript is spliced from 2 exons. NCBI's taxonomy places the organism in Eukaryota, Fungi, Ascomycota, Dothideomycetes, Pleosporales, Pleosporaceae.